Molecule: messenger RNA, 5465 nt
Organism: Homarus americanus (American lobster)
Lineage: Eukaryota; Metazoa; Arthropoda; Malacostraca; Decapoda; Nephropidae
Product: protein broad-minded-like
Exons: 11
Coding region: 261-3971 (1236 amino acids)
Source: RefSeq, a predicted model, not a curated record
UUACGAUAAAAACAUUUCACUAUUAUUGCGUAGACGUUAUAACAAAAAAACUACUCUUUGAAUAUUAGAAACAACAAGUGUGUAGGUUCGUGGUGGGCAAGUUAUGGGUGCAGUUUGUUUACAGUUUGUUGACAAUGGGAUGAAUAACACCUUUGCAAUGAUCAGAAUCUCAGAUAUUGACCGGUUGGUGCCAAUACAGUAUUUUAAUCAUCUACAGUACAAGCAUAAUCAGGACACUUAGGAAGACAAAAAACUUCAACAUGGAAAAGAAAAUCAAAAUUGAUGAUGCAACUAUGGGUUCUAAACCUCAAGUGAAGGAUCUCUUGACUCACAUGGACCCAAUGAUAUACCUGGCAGGAACUGCUGACAAUACCUCAGAAAUGUUAUCAUACCUUGCUGAUAUGGAUCCUGCAUUUCACAAAUUGCAGUUGGUCAGAAGUCUGAGGAAGGGGAUGCGAGAAGACCUUAGUAAGGCAAUAGAGGGGCAUGUUGAGGCAUACCUGAAAGAGCAGAAGGGCAAGAUGAGAUCUGAGAAUCCUGUUGAUACUUUGGUGGAGAAGGUUGUAUCUGAAGACAAAUUCACUGAUUUUGUAGAUGAUACAAGAAAAAGUAUAGAGAUGUCAGUGCAAGACAUUACAAAUCAUUUUGAUGAUGAAAUAGUAACAGGAAUGUUUGCCAAUGAUGAAGAUGAGCUUACUUUUAGUGUGAGCCCAAAUGACUCAAAUGAGUCAUCCCUAAACUCUUCGUUGAAUCAAUCAGGGCUGUUGUUCUUACACCCAGCACAGUAUUAUAACAUAGCAAAAAGUCUCCAGAGUAGGAAAGAAAUGGAAACUUGGAAUGAUUCUCUAAAUAUUUUGCUAGCAGUAACACCUGGAGAGCCAGUGAUGCAGGAAUGUUGGCCUGAUGUGAAGAAAGGGUUGAGGGAAUGUUUAUUUGAAGACUCACCAGAAAUAUUUGAUAAAUCCUUAAAGGUACACUGUAAGCUUCUUACAUCUCAAGUACAUAAUGCAGUAAAGGAGGCAUAUAUAAAUCUUCUAGAUGCAUUAGCAGGCUUUUAUAUGUCUAAAAGGUUUCUUACUAAAAUUCCAUUGAGGGGAGAAAAUAUAAACUUGAGGUCUUGUGAGAAUAUCAUUAGAAUCAUAAAGGUAUUAACAGAUUUCCAAAAAGAAUUUCCUCUCUUGUGGAUUAGGUAUCCAGAAAGAUUUGUUGAUGAUAUGGUAGAAGCAACUUUUACAAUUCUAGGUUUAAAUCUCUCAACCAAGGAUAGUAGACAAAUGACAAUUCUGGAUAUGUAUGCUGUUGUUGACCCCCAAGCUUCAUGGAUCAGGAGGUGGGUGCAUGGACAGUGGGGAAGAAGCAAGACUUUUUCUGCCAUGAGAAGUAACUCAAUGGUCCUCCUUCACUCUGUAUCAUUUUGUAUCAAACACUUGGAAAGUUUGACUGAAAUCUCGCAUGCAGACAUUGGCGAUGUAAUGCUUAGUUCGAGCCUUGUAGCCCAUCUGAGAUUCAGUCAUGCCAUUAACCUCAUUAUGGCUGUUCUGGAGUUUUCAGAUGGAAGAAAACUGUUCCCAGUGAAUGUUCCAUCAAAAGAAGAACUGGUGACCAUGCAAAGUAUAAUUCAAAUAUUCAUCAGAGCAGUUAACAGUAAUGUUUCUGAUAUAAUCAACAUUGAAAUCAGUAGUCUAUUACAAAAGUUUUGUUCAAAAGAUGAAAUGAAGUCGUGGAUCUUAUGUGAUGCUGGAGUGGUGGAGUUACUCCUUCAAGAAGUGAGCAGUAUCGGAAAACUGCAGGAAAAGACAAAAGAAUUAAAAGGAGAGCUAGAAUUAAAGAUCCCAUCUAGCUAUAUCCAGGCUGUUCUUGUUAUACUAGACACCAUUUUGUCAACCAACAUUGGCCAGAAGUAUAUAUUAUUAGGAAGAAAGAGGAAAUCCAGCUCCAGAUCUGGCUUAUCUGCAGUUACUAGUAGUCCAGCAUAUGAAGUAAUGAACAUAGUCUACCUGCUCUUGAGGAGCAAGCAGGCAAGUUCAGAUUUAAAAAGACUCACCAUUAGUGUUUGCUGCAGCUUGCUUGCCUCACCAAUAGGUAUACAUAUGUGUGUUGAACAUCCUCUUAUAGAGAGUGUAAUUGAACAUCUAAAGGACAAAAACAAAUCGGUUACAAUGCAAAAAAUUCCACAAGGAGAUGCUCCACGAACAAGUGAACCACUACAUCUGAGUGUUCCUCAGUCACUCCCUCUCUUGGCAACACUACUACUCUCAUAUAAGGGAGUCUUUCUGCUGGAGAGUGAAGGAGUCUUACCUCUGGCAAUCAUGCAGGUUCUGCCAGAAAUGGCCAGGAAGGGUGACCUGAAUGCAAGAAUUCUUGCAAGUAUUUGCAGCUCACCUCAAGGUUGUUUAGUUGUGGGCAGUUUAAAGGUUAUUCAGCCAUUCUGGGAUAUUCUUUGCCAUGUGGUGAAUGGAGAGGACCUGGUGCAACAACCUCUUUCAGAAGAAGAGAGAGAAGAGGCUAUAGAGGCUGCACUGGCACCACUCAUGUCAUUAACAGCAACAUAUCAAGGCACACAACUUGUCUUCAGUGAACAGGGUUUGCUGAAACCUAUAUCUGAGCCACUCUACUGUACCAGUGAACUGAUGACAGAGAUGCACACCACGGCUCUAAGACUUCUUGGGUCUGCUACAUCUGUCCUUGAUUCAGUGGCUUUUCUCCAAGCCUCCUUUGGGUACCAGGAGCAACUACUUACUCAACAACACCACAUGAGGUUCGGGGAAGGAGACUCAGUCAUUGUGGAUGAAAACUCAAUUCUUCGCAAUCACAUAUUGGUGAAGUCAUACUUGGUGGGAGGCAAUGGUGAGAGAUGGCUCCCUCCUCUUGUUGUUGAAGAUGUUUCUGCAUCAAUUAUGCCUCCUCUUUUUAGCCAAUACCCACCUCCAAGAGAGUAUAAGCCUGAGAAGCCCAUCCGGUCGAUGCAUAAGAAACAGAAUGAGGUUUGGAGGUUCCUCACAGAUACCCGCCAUGGUCUUCAUGAUAUAGGUUGGCUCAAUCACUGUCGCAAGGCUGUUCGUGCAGUUCUCUCAUCUGGAGAAGACAUCAAGAGCUGGCUGGUCAUGGACAUUGUGGACCGUGCUGUUCGGGCUCUUUCAUCCUCCACUGAAGAGUUACUGCCUGGCUCCUCCAUGUCCCAUCCCACCACCUCAGCAGCUUCCACCCCUACUUCCCCUCCAGCUGCCUCCUCCACCACUACAUUUAACUUAGUCCCAGGAUCAACCCUCUCACCUACAUCUUCACCACUUGAUCACAAUGAGGAAGGUUCAGAAUCACAAUCACUUUCAGAACCUCAGCAGGCUGCAGUAGAUCUAGUGUUGAGGUAUGGCAGUCAACUUCAGGUCCUGAGUGUCAGUGGAAGUCUACGUGAAAAUCUCAUUGAUGUUUUGAAGUAUGUGCAGUCAAGGAUUCUUCUGUCUUCUGGCGAAAAAUGUGAUUGGUUCACCAUGAUUAUGUUCCUCAUUUAUGGUGGGAAUGUUGAGAGGUGUCGGUGUGCCCUGGCAAAUUUGAGUGGAUUACUUGUAGGGGCUGUCCUGUGGCCCUCACUCUCAGACUCCCUCACAACUUCCUAUGAGAUAAUGCCAGGAGAGAUGACUUUGGGAGGAAUCAUCCAUAAUGUCCAGCUGGUUUUGAAUCUAGAAAUUCCAACUCUACAUUUGGCUCUACAGGCUAGUGGUGAUACAUGCUUGUGGAGUAUCAUCGGGGAGUGGGUGCGAUGCAUAUUCCUAGGGGUGCUGCCCUGGGUGGAGGUAUGUCAUUACCUAGUCCUAGUGCUGCUUCAGGGACCUGAUUAUGCUGUCUAUUUUUUGGUGGCACUUCUCAGACAUGUGAAGAAUAUCUUCAACAAGCAUGCAGGAUCACACAAAUCCCUGAUUCUUUUGCAGGUGAGUAAACUGGGGAAGCCCCAGGCAUGGAUCAGCAACCACUAGGGCAGAAGGCAAGUACAUACUGCAUCCCCUUGGCUGUUGCAUCCCUACUUAGAGUAGAGUGUAUGUAUACCUUAUACUGUACAGUAUACACUGUAGUAGUAUUUAAAUUGAUAGUAAAUAUAAAAAUUUAUAUACAUUUAUCCAUAAGGGUUUUCAUUCGUACUAUCUACGUAAAAGAUAUACAGUAUUUUACUAUAAAUUUUUGUCAACAUUUCAUACAAAAGACAGUAGCAUCUCUAAAACCACUUCACUAAGACACAAAUAUAGUUAUUUUUAAUGAAUAAGCACAAUAAAGUGUAUCUAGAUAAUGUGGAAAAACAUUAGUAAAUAAAAAGGUACUGUAUAUGUACAAACUCUACAGAAUAUUAAUAUAGCAGUAAUAAAUGAAGCUCAAAAAAUUUCAGUCAAAACAAAAGUUGGUUUCUGAAACAAACAAAUACUUACCUAAAAAGUUAGUUGGUUAAAAAGGUAGGCUGCUUAGCUUACCUUGCACAUUUUCCCAGUUAACAUACCCGGUAACUAUAUUUUGAAACAUGUAAAAACGAAUGUAAACAGGUAAUUAACAAAAUACUGUAUAAUAAAUGAGAAUUUUAAUAAAAAUUUUAAUAAAAAUAAAAAUAUUUCUUUCAAUACUUGAGCAAUCUCCCCUCAGUUGCAAGGUAUAAAAUUUGGAAGAAAAAAAAGCCACAAAUACUGUACUUUACUGGACUUAGUUAUCAAAGGUUAUAUACAGUAUAUUUAAUACUCCUCAUAACUGAAGAUGUAAGAAUACUGUAUACUGCACUUCACAGGAUACAAGGUGUAAAAUCAAUGAAAAGAAUCUUUCUAAAAAAAUUUUACAUUCAAUUUGUUUCUUAACUGAUACUAAGUAAACAUAUAUAGUUAAGGUUGGGUUUGGGGGUAAUUUUGAUGCAUUGUUUAAUGUUAUUUUUUGAUCCUGAGAUAAUUCUCUAGUUAGCUACAGUCUUACAUCUUCUGCUUCAAGAAAUAUUUAUUGUAUUUACCUUUGAUAAUUAGCAGACUGAACUGCCAUUGUCAUUUAAUAAAAAAAUCAAAAGUAUUCAAAUUAACAAGAAAUUAAUUAUUCCUCUCACCCAUAGCUCACAAAAACACACUAAGACAGAUGCACAUAUACACACCUGAUAUAUACCUUUAUUGUAAUAAGAUACUGUACUGUAGUUUCUUUUGGUCUUUGGAAAUUGCCACUUAUGUAAAAAAUUCUAGAACCCUACAUGUUUGUACUAUAAAAAGGAUCAUAGUAAUAAAGACAGAUUACAGGAGGACGAAAUUGUGUUUAUACAGGUAUACAAACUACUCAAAUGGUCAACCUUACACUUACUGUUAAUUUAUUGUCUGUCCGUGACUGAAGAGAGUUUAAUAUUUAUAUUUACAAAGAUGUUUAUGUUACAUACUGAUAAAAAUUUUGAAAGUCAUUCAAGAAUGCCUGUACAGUAAACCCAAGAAACAAAGCUCUUUGAAGCCUCUAGAAACAAA